Molecule: messenger RNA, 1995 nt
Organism: Orussus abietinus
Lineage: Eukaryota; Metazoa; Arthropoda; Insecta; Hymenoptera; Orussidae
Gene: Rbp1
Product: RNA-binding protein 1
Exons: 8
Coding region: 235-711 (158 amino acids)
Biological process (GO): mRNA splicing, via spliceosome
Cellular component (GO): nuclear speck
Molecular function (GO): RNA binding
Source: RefSeq, a predicted model, not a curated record
GAAACGAGAAGGAUAGACUGGUCUCGCGGUAGGAAAAGUGGAGGUGUGCAUCGGCAACGCCGCAUUAAUCGAUCUUCGGUGCUACGAUUGGCGCCUGUUAGAAAAGGAGGCCACGAACGAGAAUCACCGCCAUUUUGUAGCAUUCUUGCGUGAGUGGCGUAUCGGGGAGGACGUGUUGCCGCUGUUCCUACGAAACGCUCGUUAUUAAUAACAGAUUUUUCGUCACAGUAAAAGAUGUCACGUUACCGUGAGUGGGACAUUGCUUGCAAGGUGUAUGUUGGUAAUCUGGGCAGCAGUGCUAGUAAACAUGAGAUCGAGAGUGCAUUCAGUAAAUAUGGUCCAUUGAGGAAUGUGUGGGUCGCCAGAAAUCCACCUGGAUUUGCUUUUGUCGAAUUUGAGGAUCCUAGAGAUGCCGAAGAUGCAGUUAGAGGACUUGAUGGAACGCGCUGUUGUGGAACUAGAGUAAGAGUUGAGAUGUCCUCUGGCAGGAGCCGUCGUGGCGGAGGUCGCAGACCAGGUUCAAGAUACUCCAGGUCCAGAUCUCGCAGUCCCCCUAGGAAAUCUCUGGGUCGUUACCUGAGGUCCCGGUCAAGGAGUCCGAAGAGAUCGCCCAUCGACCGAUAUUCCAGAUUCUACCAGCGUCAGCUCCUAGCUCUGCUCGUCUCCCCGCCACUACUACUACUGCUACUACUACUACUACAGCCACCGUGAAAAAAAAAGUCUAGCAAUCGAAAAACGAAAAAAAAAACCAAUAUUGCCUGCCUGCCCACUAACCUCCCAACCAGUCACCAUCAGUCACCACCAGUCACCGGUAGGAGCCAAGUUGUCCGUCAGUCACGUCGGACCGAGACAGUCCGUUUUGCUGUCCGUCCGUCGGUUCGCCUCUUCCCCGAACAAAUACGACUUCUUCGGCUACCACGACUCUUCUAGCGGCUAGGAGCAUCGUGCACCCACCGAACCGCCAAUGCGCGAUACCAAUACUCACGUCGAAUUACUAUGGCGCGUCCGUCCGUACGUGUCACCCCGUACGCCAGUACGUCAGUACGUCAGUACGUCACUCUGUGUGUCGCCGCCGUGUCAACCUCGCCGUGUCAACUACUCUACUACUGCUACUGCGCUCGUCCGCCAUCACGUCUUGUUAGCCGUUAACUUAGCCGACCGGGGCGCCACUUCUCUGCGACCGAGCUAUGCAAAAUGAUCACCUACACACCAUCCCACCACCACCCAACCAAGUACCACCACCACCACCACCACCAACCACCACAUGUCACAGUUCUCUGGUCGAGGUCUCGCAGCAGUCCCCGCCGAAGGUCUCUGUCCCGCAGCCGCAGCCGAGAUCGCCGCUCGCGAUCGGAUUCCCGCGAAAGACGUUAGGUGCUAAGAGUGCUCGAGAGAGAACAAAAAAAAGAGAGAGAGAGAGAGAGUGGACGGACAGUAUAAAAGUGCCGGAUGGAAGAAAAUACGGAAAAGCUCUUUUUAUUUGUAUAUAAAUUGUGACUAUACCAUUUACCACGUACACGCACACCUUGCACCGCGUGUACACCUCUCUCGCAUGUAAUACUAAGGACGGACGAGGUAACUAUACUUACGUGUCGGCAUCAAGGGGCGAAGAAACGUCUCUCUCUCGAUUGGGGAUAUGAAGAGCUACCGGCACGUAGCUUCGAGUCGCUCCUCUUGCACGCGUUCAUUUUACACGUGGUAAUGUGGAAAGAAAUACACGACGUGACACGGUGACACGCAGCCUAACUGCGUGCACGCCUGGCCGAUAUAACAUUGGACUACUCUGUUUAACAAUCAGUUGUGCGGAUUAGAUACUCGAUAAUCAAAUACACGAUGCUGAGAUUUCUUGAUAAAAGGAACAUAAAAGCGAGAGAGCCCCGCCGCGUCGCGGUGAUUCAAGUGAAGAAACAACACACAAUUGUUUUACGUUGUAUUAAUUAUUUUGUACUCUUAACGAAUCUAAGAUUUAAAAUAAAGCUGUAAUCUACGACCUUU